AUGACGUCUUUCGAUAUCAAAGAGGCGUACCUCAAGUUCUUAAAGGAUGAUCCAGACAUGACUAUGCCUAUAGCAGCCAUUGAGUCCUUAGUGUUGAUGCUUCGUCAACAACGUCCUACCACAUUACUGGAGUUGAUAACGCUUGUGCGCAAGAACAUUGACGUGUUGAAGUCCUCGUUUUCCAAUGCUGUUUCACUUUCUGCUGGGUGUGAUUUGUUUAUGAGAUUCGUAUUGCGAAACACCAAUGUCAACAUGGAUUGGGAGAGUUGUAUGAAGAAUUUGUCAGAAAACGGCCAGUUGUUCGUUCAGAGAGCUAAGGAGUCAAGAGAGAAACUGGCAGAAUACGGGUUGCCGUUCAUUGAGGAUGAUGAUACCAUUUUAGUUCACUCAUAUUCUCGGGUAGUCUACCAUUUACUAUGGAAGGCAAAAACAGAAAGAUUGGUUCGAUUCAAAGUCGUGGUGACCGAGUCCAGACCUACAGAGAAGGGACUUCUAAUGGCUCUGUUAUUAAGAGAAGCAGGUAUACCAGUUGAAGUCAUUGUGGAUAAUGCCGUGGGUUAUGUGAUGCAUAAUGUUGAUAAAGUCCUUGUGGGAGCCGAAGGGGUGGUGGAAAGUGGAGGGAUUAUAAAUCAUAUUGGGUCGUAUCAAAUUGGAUCGCUUGCGAAAUCAAAUAAUAAACCAUUUUAUGUGGUAACCGAGUCGCACAAGUUUGUACGGUUAUUCCCUUUAUCACCUAACGAUUUACCCAAUAAGAUUCAAGAAUUGGUCACCAGUGCAAACUUAGACAACUCUCUGACCAAUGACAAGUCGUCUCUUAGUAGACAGUUGAUUGACUACACUCCAGGUGAAUAUAUCACUGCUUUAAUUACAGAUUUGGGGGUGUUGACUCCUGCUGCUGUAUCAGAAGAGUUGAUCAAGGUAUGGUACGAUUAA
Lizanozyma spartinae is the source of this 933-nucleotide messenger RNA. RefSeq names its product translation initiation factor eIF2B subunit alpha (gene GCN3). The coding region runs from base 1 to 933 and encodes 310 amino acids. The transcript has a single exon. Gene Ontology annotation, cellular component: eukaryotic translation initiation factor 2B complex. Gene Ontology annotation, molecular function: guanyl-nucleotide exchange factor activity; translation initiation factor activity. Lineage: Eukaryota; Fungi; Ascomycota; Pichiomycetes; Serinales; Debaryomycetaceae. The record is from RefSeq and is a predicted model, not a curated record. Gene Ontology annotation, biological process: translational initiation.